GAGAAGAAGGCGAAAAAGGUGAAGAAGGUGAGCGACAAGGAGGCGAUCUACAGGGCUGCCGCUGGCACGCACGAGGUGGUCUGGAAGCCCUUGAAGAUCGAGAUCGAUCCGAGCUGCGACACUGGCGAGACCGCAACGGGGAAGGGCAGAUACUGGUUCCUGGUGCCUUACUUGGUGGACAUCAUGCCCCUCAUCGACGUUUCCAAGCAGGCGGGCUUGAUCUUCCGCCGCCGCAUCGACUGGGACAGCAAGGCCCUCGAGAAGAAGAGCGAGACUAAGCGCCCAGGGGAUGCGGGCUUUGGCGCGGGCAGCGCGA
This is a messenger RNA of Prorocentrum cordatum, 316 nucleotides long. The record is from the annotation of a GenBank genome assembly. NCBI's taxonomy places the organism in Eukaryota, Dinophyceae, Prorocentrales, Prorocentraceae.